Molecule: messenger RNA, 1044 nt
Organism: Orcinus orca (killer whale)
Lineage: Eukaryota; Metazoa; Chordata; Mammalia; Artiodactyla; Delphinidae
Gene: PPIL6
Product: peptidylprolyl isomerase like 6
Exons: 8
Coding region: 37-846 (269 amino acids)
Biological process (GO): protein peptidyl-prolyl isomerization
Molecular function (GO): peptidyl-prolyl cis-trans isomerase activity
Source: RefSeq, a predicted model, not a curated record
CUAUGUUUGUGAGCCGAGGCGUCCUUGCGCGCAGCCAUGGCGAGCAGCUCGCAGACGCCGCCCGAGCAGCCGCUGCAGGUGAAGGUGGUGGGGCUCUUCAAAAGCUCCAGCUUUCAAAUUGCGAAGAGCGCCGCUGAGAGUCUGAAGAGUAAUUAUCCAUCCAAAUUUGAAGACCCUAUAAUAGUUCCUGUUCAAGAAUUUGCAUGGGAUCAAUAUCUACAGGAGAAAAAAAGGGAACUUAAGAAAGAAAUCUGGGAAUAUUCUUCCUAUGUGAUGUGUUUUAUUAACGGUCAGCUCCUGGGUGAUGCACUUGAUCUUCAGAAAUGGGCCCACAAAGUGUGGGAUAUAGUUGACUUUAAGCCUCCUGCACUUUACGAAGCACUUACUAUGGAUUAUUCUGCCAAAUUCUUAAGAGACACGAAGCAUGAUUUUGUGUUCUUGGACAUUUCUAUUGAUUUUUAUCCAAUCGGAAGAUUGAUUUUUGAGCUGUAUUGUGAUGCAUGUCCCAAAACAUGUAAAAAUUUUCAGAUCCUGUGCACAGGAAAAGCAGGGUUUUCCCAAAGUGGCAUCAGGCUACAUUACACAGGUUCCAUUUUUCAUCGAGUGGUACGGAAUGGUUGGAUACAAGGAGGAGAUAUAGUUGCUGGAAAAGGAGAUGGUGGAGAGUCAAUUUAUGGACCAACAUUUGAAGAUGAAAAUUUCUCAAUUCCUCAUAAUAAAAGGGGAGUUCUUGGAAUGGUCAACAAAGGCCAUCACAGCAAUGGGUCACAAUUCUACAUCACACUACAAGCAACUCCCUAUCUAGAUAGAAAAUAUGUGGCUUUUGGGUAUGUGCAUUGCAAUUGAUUGAAGGAACAGAUGUUCUUCAUCAACUAGAAUUGGUUCCAACAGAGAACGAAAGACCAAUACAACAAUGUGUAAUUAUUGACAGUGGAGAGUUUUAUGCCUAACCUUCAUAUCAGUAUUUUCUGACGAUUUAUUAUUGUAUAACUGAUCAGCUGUUUCUACAUUUAAUUAAAGUGUUUGUUAAAAUUUGAUUUGAAA